Homalodisca vitripennis (glassy-winged sharpshooter) is the source of this 2785-nucleotide messenger RNA. It is a transcript of the gene sll, whose product is annotated as adenosine 3'-phospho 5'-phosphosulfate transporter 1. Gene Ontology annotation, cellular component: Golgi membrane; endoplasmic reticulum membrane. NCBI's taxonomy places the organism in Eukaryota, Metazoa, Arthropoda, Insecta, Hemiptera, Cicadellidae. The transcript is spliced from 9 exons. Gene Ontology annotation, biological process: transmembrane transport. The coding region runs from base 207 to 1535 and encodes 442 amino acids. Gene Ontology annotation, molecular function: 3'-phosphoadenosine 5'-phosphosulfate transmembrane transporter activity. The record is from RefSeq and is a predicted model, not a curated record.
CAAUCGUCUGCAUUAAGUCAGCUGACUAUUGGAGUCGUCAUCGUUUUUGUUUGUUUUAUGAAUGUUGGUCUGAAUUUACAAUAAAUUUACUACAGUACGUAGCUAAUUUGAAAUACCGGUGAGUGGGAAAGCCAACUCAAGUAGAUACAAUGGUAUCUAAAUCAUGAAGUACUUCAUAAGUGGACAGAAAAGAUACAACAGCAACCAUGCGCAACCGAGCUCCUGAGAUUGUAAUUUGCCUGGUGGUGCUGUUGUCAGUGGCUAUCAUCUAUGCCAUCACCCAACUGCUCCACUGGCUCGUCGGAGACGAUGAGCCAGUACCUGAAAGCUUCAAAGCCAGUUGGCUCUUCUCCCUGUCACUCAACAUUCUUGGUUAUGCCACCAUCCUGCUACCUGGUGUCAUCAUUUACAAAUAUGUCAAAGCCAGUAAAUACUUGGAUCGAGCAGUUCCAGGAUGUUUCCCAAUUGUGGUGAGGUCAUGUUUCGCUGGGACUGACAAAGACGUACUGCUGGGCACUGAUGUCCCUUCCACUCCCUCCUCUAGUGCCGUCCGAACUCUCAAGCAAGAUGCGUUAUUACUUAUAAUUUGCUUUGUCGGUCUUCAAGGUUCCUAUUUAACUUGGGGCUUGCUACAAGAAAAAGUCAUGACUCAGGAGUACAUAAACUCAGCAGGCCAGAGUGGACACUUCAAGGACUCACAGUUUCUGGUGUUCGUGAAUCGUAUCCUGGCAUUCGCCCUGGCAGGUGUGUACAUCACUGUGACUCGACAGCCUCGUCACACCAUGCCGCUCUACAAGUACAUCUACUGCUCCUUUUCCAACAUCAUGAGUUCCUGGUGCCAAUAUGAAGCCCUCAAGUUUGUCAGUUUUCCUACACAGGUGCUAUCCAAAGCCUCAAAGAUCAUUCCUGUUAUGAUAAUGGGGAAAAUAGUUUCCAGAGAGAAAUAUGAAUACUAUGAGUACGUCACUGCUGGAUUUAUUUCUUUGGGAAUGGCAUUCUUUCUUUUUGGGAGUUCUGACAAUCAGAGAGAAACAGUGACAACUUUCUCGGGAAUGAUUCUGCUGGGAGCGUACAUAGUGUUUGACAGCUUCACAUCAAAUUGGCAGAGUGCGCUGUUCAAACAGUAUUCCAUGAGCUCAGUCCAGAUGAUGUGUGGUGUGAACCUCUUCUCUUGCGUCUUCACCGCUACUUCGCUUGCACAACAGAGUGGCUUCAUUCACUCCUUGCAGUUCAUGUCUAAGUUCCCCAUGUUCACUGUGGAUUGUAUACUGCUGUCCAUUAGUUCUGCAGCUGGCCAGCUGUUUAUAUUUUACACUAUUGCUACUUUUGGACCUGUGGUGUUUGUUAUCAUCAUGACUAUUCGUCAGGGAUUUGCAAUUUUGCUGUCAUGCAUCAUAUAUCAACACUCCAUCAGCUUCAUGGGUGUGUUGGGCGUGUUGGUGGUGUUCGCUGCAGUCUUCCUUAGGAUCUAUUGUAAUCAAAGAAUAAAAGCGCACAAAAGACGACUGCAGUCUUCUGCUGGGUCAAAAAUUUAGAUCAAAAUAAUAUUGUAUCUUUGAGAAAUCUGUAAGAAAUCCCAUCCCAGUCAUCCAUAUAUGCCAGUGAAGUUCAACUAUUACAUUGCUUUGCUUCCUGUAAUCCAACAAGGAAGCACAGUAAAUUUGAAAGUAAACAAAUGAAUAUAAACUAAUGCAGUUAUUUGCAUUUACAUAAAAUCAACAAAUACUUAAUCUAUGCAUAAUUACUAGUUAUAAUUAUAUUUAUUUAUUUAAAAUGUGUGUUAGGUUCCUUUGUACAAGAUAAGCUGCCAGGAGAACUUUUAGGGAUUUAUUCACUAAAGUCAAACUGAUUAUAACUUAGUACAACAGAAAAAUUAUUAUAUUUGAAUGUAAUUAAAUUACUUAUGUUUAACUCCUCUUAUUGGGUUAUAAAUGAAAUUGAUUCAGUUCCUACGUACUUGAGAACAUUAUAACUUACUGAAAUAUAAACUGAGUUCAGUCGUAUGCCACAGUAAAAUUAGAAUUAGAGGCAUAAUGGAAAUUCUAAAAUAUUUCACAAAGUACAGUAUAAACAAUAGUAAAAUACUUGUUUCCAAUUUACCUGUACAAACAUUGUUUUAUUUGUGAAGCAAUAAUUAAGUGCAUUACACUAAAAGCUGGCUUCCAAUUUGGUACUUAAUUAGUAGGACAAUCAAUGCCAUGUGUUUUUAAUGGACAAUGUAACAUUUAGCCUACUAGUAAAAUUAAGAAUUUUCUUUUUUUAAUAUAAUUAGGUAAAAGUGUAUUACUAUAGUACAUCUAAUCCUCUCACUCUAUAAUUUUAACUUAAUCCAACACACUUUCUCUGUGAAAGCUUGCAAUUAUUAUAAUUAAAUUUUUUUAAUUAAUUCUUGGAUUAGACUGGGAAAUCUCUCUCAGAAGGAGAGUGUUUUUAUUUGAUCAAACCAAGAUGCUGUGAUGUCUCAACUGUAUUGCUACCAGCACAAUACCAUAUCUGAUCAUAGUUGUGCUGUUUUAUUUUGAAUUUUAUACACAGUUUGUAUUUUGUGGCUUAAAGUGUUAGACAUUGAAAGUAUUUUUUACUUGGCCAUAUACUUAACAUAAGUGACAAGUGAUAGUCCAUUAAUGCUAUUCUAGUUUACUGUAGAAUUGUGUCUAGAAUAAUAAAAUUGCCAAUUGUCAUAGACUAAGCAAUUAUGUACCGCUGUGUCUUGUGCCAGGAAUUGGUGUUGUGAUUCAUUAUGUUAGGAUGUUUACCAAAGAAAAUAUAUAUUAGUUAUACAUAA